Messenger RNA from Epinephelus moara (kelp grouper), 1589 nucleotides. It is a transcript of the gene mnx1, whose product is annotated as motor neuron and pancreas homeobox 1. The coding region runs from base 122 to 1057 and encodes 311 amino acids. The record is from RefSeq and is a predicted model, not a curated record. Gene Ontology annotation, cellular component: nucleus. Gene Ontology annotation, biological process: endocrine pancreas development; regulation of DNA-templated transcription; neuron projection morphogenesis. Gene Ontology annotation, molecular function: sequence-specific double-stranded DNA binding; DNA-binding transcription factor activity, RNA polymerase II-specific. Lineage: Eukaryota; Metazoa; Chordata; Actinopteri; Perciformes; Serranidae. The transcript is spliced from 3 exons.
ACGGAGCUCCUCUCUCACACUCCGGACCACAUCAUAACUUUUGAGAGGUGGGAAAACACCACUGACUUCUCCAUCGUUUACGCUGUAGCAGAGGCGACAAGGACGCGCACCGGGGGCCCCGAUGGAGAAAUCCAAAAACUUUCGCAUUGACGCGCUUUUAGCAGUCGAUACACCCAAGGUGCAGACCUCUCCGCUGGCGCUUGUGACUUCCCUGUCCUCCUCCUCCAUCCCGUCGUCUGGAAGUGUUGCAGCCGCUGAGCUGACCACCAGCGCCGAGUCUUUACGCACCGAGACGCCGUCUCCGCCGAGGAUUUCCAACUGCGGCUUGAUUCCGAAACCGGGUUUCCUCAACAGUCCGCACAGCAUGGUUGGAUUACAUCCGCAGAGUACCGCAGGGAUCCCCGCACAGGCUCUCUACGGCCAUCCCAUGUACACCUACUCCGCAGCUGCCCUCACAGGCCAACACCCUGCCCUGUCCUACUCCUAUCCACACGGCUCCCAUCACCACCACAGUGAUCCCAUCAAACUGACAGCCAGCACCUUCCAGCUGGACCACUGGCUCCGGGUCUCCACAGCCGGGAUGAUGCUGCCCAAAAUGUCUGACUUUAACUCUCAGGCUCAGUCCAACUUGCUUGGCAAGUGCAGAAGACCAAGAACUGCAUUCACAAGUCAGCAACUGCUGGAGCUGGAGCAUCAAUUCAAACUGAAUAAGUAUCUGUCACGACCGAAGCGCUUUGAAGUGGCAACGUCCCUCAUGCUGACAGAAACCCAGGUUAAAAUCUGGUUCCAGAACAGACGCAUGAAGUGGAAGAGAAGUAAGAAGGCCAAAGAGCAGGCCGCCCAGGAGGCCGAGAAGAAAGGCAACAAGGGCGGCCAGGAGAAAUCUGACGGACUCGAACAGUCGGACUAUAACAGCAAGACAGACUCAAAAAACGGCAGAAUAAGAGACUUCAGAGACAGUGACGACGACGAAGGCGAUAAUUUCAUGUACAACUCGUCGGACUGCUCCUCGGACGACGAGAGGAAUCACACCAGUGACAUAAGUCCGCAGCCUUGAAGCUGAAGAAGGGGCGAAGGUGGCGAUCUCCAUUUAUACAGACUGUGGGGGGAUUGUCGCUAUAAAAAUGCAGUUGCAUGUAACCCAACCUCUAAUCACCUCCAUGGAAUUAAUGAGCAUUUUUUGUCAUGAAAGGAAUAAAAUUUAGGUCAAAGAUAGAUGAUCUUGGUGUCAUAAUCAAGCAAUAAAGCAGGAGAUUUAAGUUUAAUAAUAGGAGCAUCACUCAGCACUCGGCUAUAGACUGUAAACUGUGACAUGUUGCAUGGUUUAUAUGCAAACGCUGUAUGCAGUAACAUUUCAAUAAUACCCUAUAGCCAACGCCACAGUAAAAAAAAGUCCGCGUCAUUUGUCUUAGUUUGACCUUAUUUUGUUCUUUGUGGUGUUCCGUAGUGUGCCAUAUCACGCUGGAAAUAAAUGUUAUGUUUAUUUUUCUAUACUGUAUUUAUAAAAAUGGUUAUCCCAGUGCAUGCUAAAUUAUUGUUUAGCGUCUCUCUUGGUGCAAACAAUGUGAAAUAAAAUGUUUUUAUAGAAA